Dioscorea cayenensis subsp. rotundata (Guinea yam) is the source of this 1113-nucleotide messenger RNA. Its product is annotated as LRR receptor-like serine/threonine-protein kinase EFR. NCBI's taxonomy places the organism in Eukaryota, Viridiplantae, Streptophyta, Magnoliopsida, Dioscoreales, Dioscoreaceae. Bases 1 to 1113 code for a protein of 370 amino acids. The transcript has 2 exons. The record is from RefSeq and is a predicted model, not a curated record. Gene Ontology annotation, molecular function: protein binding.
AUGGCCGGAAUAACUGAUGAUCCUUUUGGAGUUUUUCAGUCAUGGAAUGACAGUAAACCUUUCUGUGACUGGACUGGAAUCUCAUGCAGCAAAAUACAUCCAGGGAGAGUGAUUUCCAUUCAACUUGAUUCACAGAGCUUGUCUGGCUCCAUCUCCUCCUCCAUUACAAACCUUACAUUUCUCCAUAGCCUCCUCCUCAUGAACAACAGCUUCUCUGGUGGCAUCCCGCCCGAUAUUGGCAUGUUACCAAGGCUUCAGCAUCUCAACCUUAGCUAUAAUUCACUUACUGGGGUAAUACCUCUGGGUCUCAGCAACUGCUCUGAUCUUCAAACUCUUGGCUUGCACUAUAACCAGCUCCAUGGAAAUAUUCCAUCAGAAUUUGGCUCUUUGAUGAAGCUCCAAGAACUCGUUUUAGCUAAGAAUAACUUCACUGGAUCCAUUCCUUCAUCACUUUCCAAUAUCUCCUCUCUUGUAAAGCUCAGUUUAUUGUCAAAUUCUAUACAAGGAAACAUCCCUGAAAACCUUGGCCUCUAUGCUACCAAUCUAAGUUUCUUGCAGAUGGCUCAAAAUGAGCUUUCUGGUACCAUACCUCCCACUCUUUUCAAUCUAUCAUCUCUGAAUUAUUUUAGUGUGGCGGUUAACCAGUUUCAUGGCAGCCUUCCCCUUGAUAUUGGUACCACUCUUCCUAAUCUCCAGGCACUUUUAUUGUCUGAUAACCAGUUUGGAGGAACUCUUCCAUCCUCACUGAUUAAUGCUUCUAGAAUCAGGCUUCUAGACAUGAGCACUAAUAACAUUGGUGGUAAGGUGCCUUCAGAGCUUGGAAAGCUGCAAGAUCUUGUUCACCUGAACCUCGGCUCCAAUGAGUUUGAAAUAAAUGAUCCUGAUAGUUGGAGGUUCAUGGAUUCAUUGACGAAUUGCAGCAAACUCCAGGUACUGGCUCUGAACAGAAACAAUGUGAGUGGUGUGUUGCCGGAAUCGGUGGGCAACCUCUCGACCAAUCUCCAGUCACUUAUGCUAUGGACCAAUAGCAUAACAGGGAGAAUUCCUUCAGGCAUUGAAAACCUCAUCAACUUAGAGCAACUGCAACUGGCAACUACCUUCUUCCAUUGGUAA